AGCAUGAUUAGUUUUUUUGUUACUUCACUUUCUAACCCUAGUUUAGAACACGCUGCUCAAAAAAUGAAGGGAACACUUAAACCACACAUCAGAUCUUGUAUGAAGGAUUCUAGUUGAAAAUGUUUACUGAUCUAAAUUGUGCACUUCAUUGAGAACAAAAUGAUGCAACAAGGGUCCGGGAGGAAGAAAAGUGGGGGCUGGAUUCAAAAUCACACCGCAAAUCAAAGUAAACAACUGAAAUCCUGGUCUGAUCCGAUUGGAUUUCAUUAUGGUAGCUCAUAAUGUGACUCGGUAGUGAAGAGAGCAUGGUGCCAGUGGCAGACCUGCCAAUUCUGGUGUUCUCUGGCGAAUGCCAAUCGAACUGCACAGUGCUGUGCUGUGAGCGCAGGUCUCACUAGAGGAUAUCAGGUCCUCAUGGGGUCUCUUGAUAGUUUGGUCAGAAACACGUACACCAGUAGCCCACUGGAGGUCAUUUUGUAGGCUUGUGACAGUGCUCCUCCUGUUCCUCCUCGCAUGAAGGAGCAGAUACUGCUCCAGCAGCUGGGCUGAUCCCCUUCUAUGGCUGGUAGACCCAGCAAACCUUGCGAUGGCAUGUAUGGAUGUGCCAUCCUGGCCUAGCUGUGCAACCUGGAUGGGCCACAGGUACCACCAGUACUGACUAGGGCACUAGCAAAAUGCAAAUCUUCAGUACUGUAGAGAAGAAUCAGGAACGAUGAGGAAAGAGUAAGCUGUGGACCCACUCCUUUUUUGGGGGGGUUUGCUUGCUGUUGCCUCUCUAGUGCACCUGCUGUUACUUUCAUUUGCGGCAAAGCAGGCGAAAUUCAUUCACAAUGACUUGUGCUUCCUAACCAGACAGAUUGAUAUCCCUGAGGUUUAAUUGACUUGGCAUUAUACUGUGAUGAUUAGGUCUACAUACUUAUUUUUGAGCAGUGUAAAUUAAUCAGUCAGGUAUACAGGUAAAAUAAAUUUUAACUGGUAGUGUGUUUUUCUCGCUCUCCCCAUUGGCUGAUGUUUGGAUGGAGUGUUGACCUAGCUCCAACCAAACAGGUGCUAGCAGGAUUCGUGUCUUCUCUUACACAUGUCCCCUCCCUGUGACAAGAUUCACUGAUUACUGUUCAAAGAUUAAUUGGAAUAUAGUUUCUCAUUAUUCUGAAACUUAUAAAUGUCUGUCAAAGCCAGAUGUGAUCAUGAGUUUUAAUACUGUACCGAUAAUGAUUUUUGUCUUACAGUCCAGGGUGGUGGCAGAUGGUUAGAUUCUUUCUAAACCUCUGAGUUUGGACUAGAAAUGUAUUGGAUUUUAUUGAUAUAUAUGUUUCAGUUUUUACUAAGACAUCAUCCAGCAGUGCUACAGCGAUGAAUGCCCUGUAGCCUCUUCAGCUCCCCUGUUUCAAAAGCUCAGCAGAUGAGACAGAAAACAGGACUCCAUCAUGACAUCAGCUGCUCGCUCCUGCAGUCUCUUAUAACCGCAGUCACACCAGCUACCGCACUUGUAUUGUUUUGAUGGCUGUCACACCUCAGCCGGUUUGUGCUGUAAACCCGCUAAGCAUUCAGCAGCCUUGCAAAACGUGUUUAGCAGCAGCAGACAAAGAUUUCUUUCCACCGUCAGAUGAAAAGGUUAAUGCUACGGCCACAAGGGGGCAGUAGAUUAUAGUUCUUGGAACAGCCUUGCCCGCUGUCCUUGUCGCUGAGUGAUACUUGGCCAUUAGCUUGACGACAUAUCUUCCUUUGUUUCUGUGUUCACUGGGCCAAAUUGGUACACGUGUUCCUUUUACCCCAGAAAGCAAAUAUGGAUCGUGUGAUGCAAUCUGAGUGAAGAGUGAGGCAACUUUCACACUGGGUCAGAUAGGGAAACCAGGUGGAGAGUUUGAACACGUGAACAAUCUGCUCUAAUCCAUUUCUAAAAAAAACAAAACAAACAAACAAAAAAAACCAUGAAGAUGGUUAUGUUUGUGGCAUUUACUCAGUGUCAUUCUCACGGCUUCUUCUGCUUCGAGUCUCACGUAUGAAAUAUUAAUUACAUCUAGGCGUUCUUUUGGCUUUCUCAGGGGAACUCGGUGGUUCUUAAGCAGGUUUUGAUCCUUUAUGUAGGAAACAGCAGUAAAUUUUCUGAGAUCAGCCUGAGACCUCUUCCCUGCCAGAGGUCACAUUUCAUCCGUCUCCUUUCAGGCUAAGUUACAGAAUCACCGUACCAUCUUCUCAGCAUUCGUAUAGGCCUAAUUUUAAUCAUAACUGCAGGAAUCCUUUUCAAUCAUUUUUGAAACCAUCCAGGGUGGUGGGCUAAAACUCACGCUACCAUAAUUUGCACUUAACAGUUAAGCCCAAAGUAAAUCAGUGUACUCGUUUGUCUGAGUUUUACUCUGCUGUUUGCUACUCUAUUCUCUGACCACAGAGGUGAUGUUCAACAUGGGUAGAGCUCAGAUAUGCUUAGCUUAGUGUGCAGUGGAUAUUUGGGUUUAUGUUAAAACCUCAAAUAGAUAGAGUGCAUACGUGACCUGAAUAAAAGAGGCACGAAAAAGAUUUCCAGUUGCCAAAAUUAAAACAGUAAAAGAUUGUUCUGCACCCUUCACCCAGCUGGAUUUUGGUUAAUUGAACUGUAAUGCAGUGCGCAACACUACAACUUCAGAAUGCAUCUUGAACAAAUUUCUUCAGAUCUGUAUACCUAUCCCUGUUUCAGAUGCUGUAAGCCCACAAACGGUUAGGAUCCAGCUCCAUCUAACUCGUUCCAUCAAGCGAAAUAAGGCGAGCUAUAUAACUCCUUACUAUGAAACCAUGAUGAUAUAGCUCUCAAGGAGCAGGAGUGGCAGGCAAAGAAGAACUCAUUUCUAUAUUUGGCUUUUACUCAACUUUUCUUAGUGUUCACGUUCUAGUACAAACUGUAUUCAGAUACCACAUUCGGUUCUCUGUCACCGUCUUCAGGAUAAACUAUCCUAUAUGUGUUUAGAACUGUAUACUACCUGGUUCACUUCAUGAGACUAUUAGGCCUAGUUAUUAUUCCGGCAAAUUAUAUCAGGUGCCUUAAAGCAGGAACAACGCUUGUGCAGAUGGUGAGUCUCCAGGACUGGGUCAUAUCUAUUGUUGCGGGGUAAGUUAAUAUAGAGCGAAAGAUGAUACGGCCGCUAAUGUAAUUAUUCUCCGAAAGAAUAUUUGGAGAAAAACGGCACGUGCGGAGUAAGCGCUUUAUGAAAACACCGCACGCGCCGUCUUCCGAAUCUACGUCCCGUAUACACCUGCAACCCGCACGAAGUGGGGCAAAAAGCAAACCCUCAACAGCGGGCAAAAGCAAACCCUCAUCGUCCCUCUGCUCUCUGCGGAAUUAAUUAAACUAGUUCGCCUGCUAGGAUGCUGUUGCUGCUGGAGAGCGCGCCUUCUGUCACGUCACGCAAGGGAGGGAGGAGGGAGGAGGGAGGGCUCGCGUCGGGAUGUGUGAUGGGGGGGUACCAAGGAGGAGAGGCUGCCUUUCCGGAGAGUAUCGAUGACAUCAACCACCAUUCUUCUCCUCACCGCACAAACCAACGGAGACUUCUGGAAAUGGGGGCGCGGAGAUAACGGUGUUUGAGGGAGAUCGCGAAGAGGUAGGCUAUACCUUUCCAACGUUUAAUCUUUCCCCGAGCGGUCACGACGGACUGGCCGGAGGUGUUGGAGGUGUCCGAAUACACGGAAUUACAGUCCAUAGCUGAUCGUGGAAUAUGAAGCGCAAGCCCACAUGAAUUUGCCCAUCGCCGUAAACGGAACGAUAAAGGUAGACCAAUUUACAGUGCUAAGGAUUACCAUAACCAGGACAUGAAGCUAAAAAGAGCUUAAAAAGACAGAGUGUGCGUCCGGACGACCGUAUGUGAUGACCCCCAGCAUGGCUCCCUGUCCCCGCCGAGGAGCGCCUCCUGCUGGCCGGCUUGCGCUGCCUUCCGCCAGGCCGUUCCUGCUGGCUCUCUUAAUCUCCUCUCUCCCCGCGGCCUGCCACGCCCAGGCUCCGCCCAGGUUUACUAAGAUCCCCAGAGAUCAGACGGGGGUGUCUGGGGGCGUGGUGUCCUUCGUGUGCCAAGCCACAGGAGACCCUAAACCUCUGGUCAACUGGAACAAAAAGGGAAAAAAGGUCAACUCUCAGAGGAUAGAGACUAUAGAAUUUGACGAGGGGGCAGGGGCAGUGCUUCGUAUCCAGCCACUCAGAGCGCCCCGCGAUGAGAACGUUUAUGAGUGUGUCGCUCGGAACAGCGAAGGCGAAAUUGCCAUCACUUCCAAACUGUCGAUCAUUAGAGAAGACCUUCUGCCCUUUGGUUUUCCGAGCAUAGACAUGGGUCCGCAGCUGAAGGUGGUGGAGAGGACCCGCACUGCCACCAUGCUCUGCGCUGCCAGCGGCAUUCCUGAUCCGGAGAUUUCCUGGUUCAAGGACUUCCUGCCGGUGGAGCCCGGCCUCAGCCAUGGCCGGAUCAAACAGCUGCGCUCAGGAGCCUUGCAGAUUGAGCGGAGUGAGGAGACGGAUCAGGGGAAAUAUGAGUGUGUGGCCUCGAACUCGCAGGGUGUGCGCUACUCCUCCCCUGCCAAUCUAUACGUGAGAGGUACGGACAACAAGCUGCGAGAAGUUCGUCGUGUGCCACCUCGGUUUACCAUCCUGCCCUCCAGCCAUGAGAUCAUGCCAGGCGGCAGCGUGAACAUCACGUGCGUGGCGGUGGGCUCGCCCAUGCCCUACGUCAAGUGGAUGCUGAACGCAGAGGACUUGACACCCGAAGACGAGAUGCCUGUGGGGCGGAACGUUCUGGAGCUCAACGGCGUGCGCGAGUCGGCCAACUACACCUGCGUGGCCAUGAGCAGCCUGGGCAUCAUCGAGGCCGUGGCACAGGUCAUCGUUAAAUCAUUACCCAGAGCUCCUGGGACCCCUAUCGUCACGGAGACGACGGCCACCAGUGUUACCAUCACUUGGGACUCGGGAAACCCCGACCCAGUGUCCUAUUACAUCAUCCAGUACCGUGCAAAAUCCCCUGACAGCAAGUUCGAGACAGUGGAUGGCAUCACAACCACCCGUUACAGCAUCGGGGGUCUCUACCCCAACACUGAGUACGAGAUCCGCGUCUCAGCCUUCAACACCAUAGGGCAAGGCCCGUCCAGCAACAAGGUGGAAGCUAGGACCGGAGAGCAGGCGCCGGCCAGCCCGCCCCGGAAUGUCCAGGCUCAAAUCAUCUCGCAGAGCACGGUGAUCGUGAGGUGGGAGGAGCCGGAGGAGCCCAACGGGCAGAUCAAAGGGUAUCGCGUCUACUACACCAUGGACCCAUCUCAGCUGAUGAGCAGCUGGCAGAUCCACAACGUGCAGGACAGCAUGAUCACCACAAUCCAGAACCUGAUAUCAUCUGAAACAUAUACCAUCCGCGUGCUGGCCUUUACGUCUGUGGGGGAUGGGCCUUUCUCGGACCCUGUGCAUGUUAAAGUCCUGCCUGGGGUCCCGGGUCAGCCAGGGAAGUUUCGAGUUGGCAGAGUGCGAGAUACGAGUGUGGAGCUGAUCUGGGACCCUCCGCACUCUAAAGAGCCUAUCAAGAGCUACGAGCUCAUCUACAAAGCAGCCAAAUACAGCGCUCAGGAAAAGAAGAGCUUUGAGCCCAGGUCCUCCUACAUGGUGGAAGGUCUGAGAGCAAACACCGAGUACACCUUCAUUCUGGCAGCCAUUUCCAGCAAGGGCAUUGGAGCGUUCACCAACGAGAUCACCCAGCGCACCGCACAAGCCAACGUGCCCAGGAACUUCUCUGUGAAUUUGGCAACCAAGACGAGUGUUCUGCUGACGUGGGACUUUCCGGAGAGCAGUUCUCCCUGCCGCUUCACUGUGGAAUACAACCGCCAGAAGCUGGAGGUGGAUGCUCGGUUGAGGAGGGCCGUGAUCCCCAACCUGCUGCCCGACACAAGCUACGACUUUAAGAUCACCAGCCCCGAGGGCAACGUGGGUGGCCUGAGACACCGGAUCCAUGCCAAGACCUCACCCCCCAUCGUCAUCAACCGGCCCGAGAUCGACCACAGCCGAGACACGGAGACCACUGUCACCAUCAUACUGCCCUCGCUCGACACACGGACCCUCGUCAGGAAUAUCUAUGUGGUGGUUGUUCCUCUAAAGAAAGGCAGGGGACUGAAUCGACAUCUGAAGAGCCCAGACGAAAUGGACCUGGAAGAGCUGUUGAAGGACAUCAGCCAGAAGCAGCGCGACCCGCGGCAGAGGCAGGUGGAUCUGCGUCGGGCAUACAUCACCGCCCGCUUCACGCCUUCCACCCUGCCCGCGUUCUUUACCCUCGGAGACCAGCUGGACUACGGAGGCUUUGACAAUCGGGCCCUGGAACCGGGCCAGGAGUAUGUCUUCUUCAUCCUGGCCGAACUCAACUCCACCACUGGGAAGAUGUUCGUUGCCAGCCCCUACACCGACCCGGUCAUCGCACCCGUCUCAGACCCGCAGCCUCUGGACGCUGGCGACGGCCUCAUCUGGGUGGUCGGGCCCGUCUUGGCUGUGGUCUUUAUCAUCUGCAUAGUCAUCGCCAUCCUGCUCUAUAAGAACAAACCAGACAGCAAGCGCAAAGACUCAGAGCCGGGCACCAAGUGUUUACUGAACAACGCUGAAAUGAUUGCCCAUCACCCCACCGACCCCGUAGAGAUGAGACGCAUCAACUUCCAGACACCAGGUAUGAUGAGUCAUCCCCCAAUCUCGAUCACAGAGCUGGCAGAACACACUGAGCUUCUGAAGGCCAAUGAUAACCUUCGUCUCUCCCAGGAGUACGAGUCCAUCGACCCUGGGCAGCAGUUCACGUGGGAGCACUCCAACCUGGAGGUAAACAAGCCGAAGAACCGCUACGCCAACGUCAUCGUCUACGACCACACCAGGGUCAUCCUCGUGCCAGUGGACGGCAUUAUGGGUAGUGAUUACAUCAAUGCAAACUACAUUGAUGGCUACAGGAAACAGAACGCGUACAUCGCCACACAGGGCCCCCUGCCCGAGACCUUCGGAGACUUCUGGAGGAUGGUGUGGGAGCAGAGAGCAGCUUCCGUGGUGAUGAUGACCAAACUGGAGGAGAAAUCACGGAUAAAGUGUGAUCAGUAUUGGCCCAGCAGAGGCACAGAAACGUACGGCCUGGUGCAGGUCACUGUGCUGGACACCAUGGAGCUGGCCACCUUCUGCGUGCGAACCUUCUCCCUGCACAAGAGUGGUUGUAACGAGAGGAGGGAGGUCAGGCAGUUCCAGUUUACAGCAUGGCCUGAUCAUGGUGUCCCAGAGUACCCCACCCCGUUCCUGGCCUUCCUACGCCGGGUCAAAGCCUGCAACCCUCCAGACGCAGGCCCUGUCAUUGUUCACUGCAGUGCGGGCGUGGGUCGUACGGGCUGCUUCAUCGUUAUUGACGCCAUGCUGGAGCGGAUCCGCCACGAGCACACCGUGGACGUCUACGGCCACGUGACGCUGAUGCGCGCGCAGAGGAACUACAUGGUCCAGACGGAGGACCAGUACGGCUUCAUCCACGAGGCCCUGCUGGAGGCGGUCGCCUGUGGCACCACCGAGGUUGCCGCCCGCAGUCUCUUCUCCUACCUGCAGAAGCUGGCGCAGGUGGAGAUGGGCGAACACGUCACGGGCAUGGCGCUGGAGUUCAAGCGUCUGGCCAACAGCAAGGCUCACACAUCCCGGUUUGUGACGGCCAACCUGCCUUGCAACAAGUUCAAGAAUAGACUGGUCAACAUUAUGCCCUAUGAGACCACCCGUGUCUGUCUGCAGCCAAUCAGAGGCCUCGACGGCUCCGACUACAUCAACGCCAGCUUCAUCGAUGGAUACAGACAGCAGAGGGCGUACAUUGCCACGCAGGGGCCCCUAGCCGAGACCACCGAGGACUUCUGGAGGAUGCUUUGGGAGCACAACUCUACCAUUGUGGUCAUGCUGACCAAGCUGCGAGAGAUGGGCCGGGAAAAAUGUCACCAGUACUGGCCGGCAGAACGUUCAGCUCGAUACCAGUACUUUGUGGUGGAUCCCAUGGCCGAGUACAACAUGCCCCAGUACAUCCUGAGAGAGUUCAAGGUCACGGAUGCAAGAGAUGGACAGUCCAGAACUGUCAGGCAGUUCCAGUUCACUGACUGGCCUGAGCAAGGAGUGCCAAAAUCAGGGGAGGGUUUCAUCGAUUUCAUUGGACAGGUGCACAAGACCAAGGAGCAGUUUGGGCAGGAUGGACCAAUCACAGUCCACUGCAGCGCGGGCGUUGGUAGGACGGGCGUGUUUAUCACUCUCAGUAUCGUACUGGAGAGGAUGCGCUACGAGGGCGCCGUGGACAUUUUCCAGACUGUCAAAAUGCUGCGCACACAACGACCAGCCAUGGUGCAGACUGAGGAGGAAUACCAGUUCUGCUACCAGGCUGCUCUUGAAUACUUAGGAAGCUUUGAUCACUAUGCAACGUAAGGGAAGGAGGACCCGUUCAUCUCAACGCCAUUUUUCACAUCUCACAACGAUCUACAAACACAACCGAUCUGAGCUUGUUCCAGAAACAAGCAUCUAUUAACUUUCUUCCCAGUAAAAUUGAAUGAUGCCAUUACUGCGAGGGGAUCGUUUUGAAGUACGAUGACAUUGUCGGGCGGAGACCUAUGUUUGGAGGAUAAGACAAAGAAGACAAAAUUAUAAAGAACUUAUUUUCUUUCUAGAACUUCUUGGGAAAGUUCUGUAUCACACAGCAAGCUUAUUACCUCAGUGUUCAAAUAUUGAUAUUAAUGUUGUGGUUGGCUUUUUAGAAAUAUUACAAUGUGGGUAAAAAUGAAAUCUUCAAAAAACAGAAUGGAAAACGUACUAAGUGUGAAAAAAAAAACACAAAAACAAAACAAACAAAAUACACACACAGACAAAAGAAAAACAUUACACUCAAAAGCCUGAAAAAUUGCUGCACUCUGCAAUGGGAGUUCUACCCAAACUGUAUUUGCCAAUGAAAAGGUCAAAGGUGAACUCCAGUCAGCCGCCAGAGGUGACGGCUUCUGCUGUGAGGCGGAGGAAGAGGAGCCAGGUGACCUUGUUCUUUCCUAAGGUCCAUGUUGCCAUCGCCAACGUUUCGGCGCCCUAACGGACGCAGAACUCCUACCUUCUGUGCCUAAAGGAGCAACAGCAACGGAGGGUGAAAGGUCAAGGACUUUUCGUCCAGCUUUGGAGGAGAACAGCCGUGCCACUGACUCAUCGUACAGUACAUUAGUAACGUGAUAUAAUCGGUUUCAGUGUCUCUUUUACUCCUGGUCCACUGGAGCGCUAUUGUGACUGAACCAUGCCUUUGAAGAGCUGUCAAAUUCAUCAGCAGUUUUUGUUGGUUUUCAACAGAGCACCUGUGAAUACUUUUAUUAUGGUGUGUCAUUUUCUUUCUCUCUCUCGCUUUCUAGCACAUUCUCUCUCUCUCUCUCUCUCUCUCUCUCUCUUUUCUUUCCCUCUCUCUUUUUACCUUUUCUCUUUGUCUCUCUCCACAAAUAUGCUGCUUAUUUCCUGUGCGUGAGGAGGAAAAACGGGGUUCGCAAUGGUUUGAAUCUAGUCGUUCGUCUACGCUCAUCCGUCCUUCGCUGCGCUCCUGGAAGACCCCCCGGAGCAGUGUGGAGGCUCUGUGCUGGCUCUGGAGGCUCUGGGUUUGAGUGGAAGAGCUUGCGUAUACACCACAGAGGCGAAACCAGCCCCAAUCCUUUGGUAAUGCAGAUACAUGCUGGGCUGUAAUUAACUUAAAAUCCAUGUACAGACUUUGGCAGAGAACUUGAGGUUGGUUAAAUAUUGAGAUUAAGGAUUUCUAAUCCUAGGGGUCAUAUCUUGUCAAAUCAGAAGUUCUCAAUAAGACAGUGUUGCCCUUUGGAAAUCUGGCGAGUGAAUAUCAAAGUGCUCCAACUUUGCUAAUGAAAGCUCCACGGCUUCAUAAAGCUUUAUCUCCAUGCAUCUCCCCUUCAUAGAAGGCAAGUUUAGGGUUUAAGGGUGUAUUCCCAAAAAAAGGAAUUCCCCAGAAUCACUGUAGAAGUUGAUAGAGGUCAGUCUGCUCCAGUUACUCUCCCGUUUAAAUAAACUGAGCUAGAAAAAAAAUUAUAACUCAUGUUUUUGUUUAGUGAAGGAGUCGUGCGUAGGCGUAGCACAAAGUAGUUCGUAUGAAGGACUUAGCCCAAGCCGUCUCAGACAAGAGGAAGGACUUAGCCUAAGCCGUCUCAGACAGAAGGAAGUCCGAAGACAGUUUUCAUGGGUCUUUUACUCUAAUCUCAACAAGAGACUAAAAGUGAGCCUUACUGUUGUUGUCAAAAUAUUUAACCACCACGUUUUUAAUUUAGUUUUGUUGAUAUUAUGCUUGAAUUUCUAAGAAUAUUUAUAUUAUUUUUUGAGUACCUAUUGGAAUAUAAUCAACGAGAUGUUGUGUAGUUGGCAAGCUAA
Molecule: messenger RNA, 10369 nt
Organism: Electrophorus electricus (electric eel)
Lineage: Eukaryota; Metazoa; Chordata; Actinopteri; Gymnotiformes; Gymnotidae
Source: RefSeq, a predicted model, not a curated record